Oncorhynchus nerka (sockeye salmon) is the source of this 5317-nucleotide messenger RNA. It is a transcript of the gene vav3b, whose product is annotated as vav 3 guanine nucleotide exchange factor b. Gene Ontology annotation, cellular component: cytoplasm; plasma membrane. Bases 212 to 2731 code for a protein of 839 amino acids. NCBI's taxonomy places the organism in Eukaryota, Metazoa, Chordata, Actinopteri, Salmoniformes, Salmonidae. Gene Ontology annotation, molecular function: protein binding; guanyl-nucleotide exchange factor activity. The record is from RefSeq and is a predicted model, not a curated record. Gene Ontology annotation, biological process: cell migration; regulation of GTPase activity; intracellular signal transduction. The transcript is spliced from 27 exons.
ACUGCAACCAGUUCAGUAUCGCGCAUCUCGCGAUUCUGCUGGAGUGGAGCAGAAAGUAGCGUCACUUUCUUCAUCGUCACAAGGAACAGAACCAGAGUGACAGCUUUCAAACGUCCAGUUCUUCGUUUACAAUGUCGUUUCAAACACUUAUUGAAUAGACAUAACUGUUUUUAGUUAUUCUUCUACUUUGUUUCGACUCUCGAAAGCGGAGAUGAAGUACUGGCGGCAGUGCGCAUUGUGGCUGAUAAACUGCAAGGUGCUUCCUCCGAACCAUCGGGUAACCGGGGACAGUGCCCAGGUAUUUGACUUGGCUCAGACGCUCCGGGACGGGGUGUUGCUCUGUCAGCUGCUCAACAACUUGAAACCACACACCAUCAACCUGAAGGAGAUUAACCUUAGACCACAGAUGUCUCAGUUCCUCUGCUUGAAGAAUAUCCGGACCUUCCUGACAUCCUGCUGUGAGGUGUUUGGGAUGAAGAAGACUGAUCUGUUCGAGGCCUUCGAUCUGUUUGAUGUCCGGGACUUUGGAAAGGUGAUGGAUACUCUGUCCAUGCUGUCCUACUCCACGGUCGCACAACAGGCAGGAAUCAAGCCCUUUCCAUCAGAGGAGAGUCUGAAAGACGAGGAUAUUUACAGUCAUCUGAAGGACCUGAUUGAUGAGAACGUUCUAGAGGAUGAGGAAGAGUUGUAUGCUCCAGUCUACGGGUUGGAUGACACCGAUGAAGGAGGAGAGAUCUAUGAAGACCUGAUGAGGACCGAACAGCACCCUACACUGAAGCAGGCUGAGAAUGUGAGAAGCUGCUGCCUCUCAGAGAUCAAACAAACAGAGGAGAGAUACACAGAGACCCUGGAGUCUAUAGAGAAGUACUUUUUGAACCCACUGAAGAAAUUUUUCACUGCGUCAGAAAUCGACAAGGUUUUCGUCAACAUCCCUGACCUGGUGAAAGUCCAUAAGAGUCUGAUGGUGGAGGUGCAAGAGUCCAUUCUCAACAAGAACGCCUUAAACCUCUACCAGGUCUUCAUUGCCUAUAAGGACAGGCUACUCAUUUAUGGAAUCUACUGCAGUCACGUUGAGAUAUCCAUCACAGUGUUGGACUUUAUUUGUAAGGAGAAAGAGGACGUACGACUAAAGCUAGAGGAAUGUUCUAAAAGAGCCAACAAUGGGAAGUUCACUCUGAGAGAUCUACUGGUGGUUCCCAUGCAGAGAGUCCUCAAGUACCAUCUCCUACUACAGGAGCUGGUCAAACACACCCCCGACGCAGCCGACAAGAACAACCUGAAGAUGGCUCUGGACGCCAUGAAGGACUUGGCUCAGUAUGUCAACGAGGUGAAGAGAGACAAGGAGACUCUGAAGGAGAUCAACCAGUAUCAACGCUCCAUCGAGAACCUGAACCAGCCCCUGGAGAGCUACGGACGGCCCAAGGGGGACGGAGAGGUCCGAAUGGUGUCUAAUGUUGACAAGAAGAAACAGGACAGACAUAUCUUCCUGUUUGACGGGGCCGUGAUCGUCUGUAAGAGACGAGGAGACAACUAUGAGAUGAAGGAUGUGAUCGAUCUCAACUACUUUAAGAUCACCAACAACCCCACCCAGGAUAGAGAGAGCAAGAAGUGGUUCUAUGGUUUCUACCUGACCCAUCAGCAGGGGCAGAGCGGCUUUGAGUUCUUCUUCAAGACCAAGGAGCUGAAGAAGAAGUGGCUGGACCAGUUUGACAUGGCAAUAUCCAACAUCAGACCAGAGAACUCCAGUAACAACUUCCACCAGUUCAGGAUGCAUACCUUCAUCAGAAUCACUACCUGUAGCUCCUGUCAACUGCUCCUCAGGGGUAUCUUCAACCAGGGCUAUCUCUGUCUUAAGUGUGGACUCGGAGCUCAUAAGGAAUGUCUGGGUAGAGUGGGUGUCUGUGGAAGAACUGAGUCUGCCAAGCUGAGGCCUGAGAGGGCUCCGACGGUGCGGAAACAACCAGACCCAGGUCUCCCUAGGAUGCUGGUGAUCAGAGACUACUGUGGCAUCCCCUCUCCCCAGAAUGCCCCCCCGUUGACCAUCCAUGCUGGGGACAUCAUCGAGCUCAUCUGUGCCGACCUACACAGCUCCUGGUGGCAGGGCAAGAUCUUGGCGACGAGAGAGAUUGGUUCCUUUCCCAGCGAUGCCGUUAGGCCAUGCCCAUGUGUACCCAAACCAGUGGAUUAUUCAGCCCAGCUGUGGUUUGCAGGGCCAAUGGAGAGGCAGGAGGCGACGGUAAAGCUGAUGGACAGAGAGAACAGCACCUUCCUGAUCAGACACCGGACCAGAGAGUCUAACGAGUAUGCCAUCAGUAUCAAGUUCAACGACGAAGUCAAACACAUCAAGAUCCUGACAAAGAAUGAAUGCUUUUACAUCGCAGAGACCAGGCUGUUUAAGACUGUGUUGGACCUGGUCGACUACUACAAGCAGCAUUCUCUGAGAGAGGGCUUCAAGAGUCUGGACACAACACUGCAGGUACCAUUCAGGGAGCCAAGCAACGGGAACAACAUGCCCCAAGGCAUCCGACACACUGGCACUGUGUUCUCUCCCAGGGUGGUGGGCAUCGCGUUGGCACGCUACGACUUCAGCUCCAGAGACACCAGAGAGCUGUCUCUACAAGAGGGAGACGUAGUCAAGAUCUACACCAAGAUGGCUAAUGGCUGGUGGAAGGGAGAGGUCAACGAUAGGGUGGGCUGGUUCCCCUCUACAUAUGUGGAAGAGGAAGACUGAGCUGGUUGAUUAAACCUCAGAUCUCAGGUGACACGGCUAUAGCCCACACUGCACUACGGCUCCAGACAUCCUCCAGGUUGUGGAGCCACAGCAUCCUGGCACUCUGAUAGAACUCAGACAAGACAAAAGCCCCAAGCCAGACAGAUGGAAGUAGGAAAUGCCCUCUAUCCUCAUCCAUCCUCACCCUACCUCACCCAUCCUCAACACAUCCAUCCUCCUCAACACACCCCUCCUCACCUCUCCCAUCAUCACACAACCCAACCUCAGCCCCUCCCUCCCAUCCUCACCCCUCCUCACCCCUCCUCACCCUUCCUAACCCCUCUCCACCUCAUCCCCUCCUCACCCUCCCCACCUUAUCCCCACCUCAUCCCCUCCACCCCUCCCUACCUCAUCCCCUCUCACCCAUCCCAUCCUCACCCCUCCUCACCCCUCACCCAUCCUCACCCCUCCCCACCUCAUCCCUCCUCACCCAUCCCAUCCUCACCCCUCCCCACCUCAUCCCCUCCACCCCUCCCUACCUCACCCUCCUCACCCCUCCCCUCCUCACCCCACCUCACCCCUUCCCACCUCAUCCCUCCUUAUGACCAGCACUGUUUUAUUCUGACUGCACUAUAGACUCCAGACUUAAAGUAGAGACACUCCCUCCCUGGUUGAGAGUCAAACUUGAUGAAGCUGGUCUUCUCUUACCUUGUGUUGUUAUUGAUAACGUCACUGGUUAGUCUGACAGAUUAGUAAAUUAUUAAACACUCGUGGCACGAAAGAAAGAUAUUUUUCUGCUUUUCUACACCCACAGUGUUUGAAGACUGUACACAAUGUUGAAGACUUGUUUGUUGUGCUAAAAUGAUUCCAUUAUGUGACCGCUAUGCUCCCCUUAUAUACAAUGAGUUCCAGAAGUAUUGGGACAGUGAUAUUUGCAUCUGCAUCGCUUGCUGUUUGGGGUUUUAGGCUGGGUUUCUGUACAGCACUUUGUGACAUCGGCUGACGUAAAAAGGGCUUUAUAAAUACAUUUGAUUGUUGAUUGAUUUGUUGUUGUUGUUUUGGCUCUGUACUUUAACACUUUGGAGUUUAAAUGAAACAAUGACUGAGUUUCAAUUGCAGACUGUCAGCUUUAAUUUUAGGGUAUUUUCAUCCAUAUCAGGUGAACCUUUUUUUGACACAAUACAUUAUUUAUCAUUCAUUUCUAUUGGGCAUAAAAUUAAUCUGAAACACAACCAAAGCAAACAGCAAAUGCAUCCAACAAAUGUGUCACAAGCUUGACGUAGUCAUUACUGUGCUAUGAAUAUGGGACCAAAUACUACACCUUCUACUACUUUAAUACACAUAUAAGUGAAUUUGUCCCAAUACUUUUGGUCCAAUAAAAUGGGGGGGACUAUGUAGAAAAAGUGCUGUAAUUUCUAAACAGUUUAUCCGAUACGAUUGCAAAAUACCCUCAAAUUAAAGCUGACAGUCUGCAAUUUAACCUCAUUGUAUUUGUUUUGAAAUCCAAAGUGCUGGAGAACAGAGUAAAAAUAACAAAAAAUGUGUUACUGUCCCAAUACUUUUGGAGAUCACCUGUUUCCUUCAUCACCUGUUACAUUACCUGUUUCCUUCAUCACCUGUUACAUUACCUGUUUCAUUCAUCACCUGUUACAUUACCUGUUUCAUUCAUCACCUGUUACAUUACCUGUUUCAUUCAUCACCUGUUACAUCACCUUUUUCCUUCAUCACCUGUUACAUCACCUGUUUCCUUCAUCACCUGUUACAUUACCUGUUUCAUUCAUCACCUGUUACAUAACCUGUUUCCUUCAUCACCUGUUACAUCACCUGUUUCCUUCAUCACCUGUUACAUCACCUGUUUCCUUCAUCACCUGUUACAUCACCUGUUUCCUUCAUCACCUGUUACAUUACCUGUUUCAUUCAUCACCUGUUACAUCACCUGUUUCAUUCAUCACCUGUUACAUUACCUGUUUCAUUCAUCACCUGUUACAUUACCUGUUUCCUGUAUAACAGGGUGUCGCCCCCCCAAAAAAAAUGUAAAAUAGGUUAUAAAUUGUUGGACAUAAAAAAACAACUAUAAAAACACCAGAAAAUCAGCUCCGAAUUAUGUUAUUUUAGAAAAUCAAUUCCAAAGUAUAAAUGUGACAAUCAUCCCUCUAUACUGUACCCAUCGUUCACCUUUGUUUUUUCUCAUCAGGAGAUUUGUUUAAAUAGCAAUUCAGUAGUUAGCCAGAAAAAACAAAGCAUAUUUAGCCUCCAGAUUAUGGCCAAGUAUUAUCUCCUGUACAUCAUUUUGAUGGAUAGCCAUGUAAACUUUGCCGGACCGAGUUUGACGUCGACCUAAAAUCAUUACAGAGUCGAUCUGAGAGACGGUUUCUUAAUUUGGCUUAUUCAAGACAAUCCAAUUUCGUUCAGUUUGAAGUGAAAAGAUCACUUGAUGCUUAAAGCAAAUACACAUUUAAUGUUCAUGUUUUUUUUUCACGGUGUUAAAAGUCACUUCCUUAUUGAAUGCUAAUCUCAUCCUCUAUGUUGAAUUAUAUUUUCUGCAAUGUGUAAUGCAGUUCCUGUUUUUAUUUUUUCUUAACAUUUAUUAAAUAAUUUGUAUUACUA